Messenger RNA from Magallana angulata, 474 nucleotides. RefSeq names its product putative nuclease HARBI1. Lineage: Eukaryota; Metazoa; Mollusca; Bivalvia; Ostreida; Ostreidae. The transcript has 2 exons. The record is from RefSeq and is a predicted model, not a curated record. The coding region runs from base 1 to 474 and encodes 157 amino acids.
AUGAAAACUGUGGGUGAUACCCUUGGUUUACCCAAGUCAAGUGUAUCAAGAAGUGUGCGCGAUGUUUCGCAGGCCUUGGCUGAUGUUUCUCUCAAGUUCAUCAAGUGGCCCUCUACCACCAGGGAAAAGAUGGCCAUCAAGAAGGGGUUCUAUGAUAUUGCUGGAUUUCCCGCUGUAAUUGGCGCGGUUGAUGGCACUCAUGUCAGAAUUAUUGCCCCAUCUGAGCAUGAAUCAGUUUAUGUAAACCGCAAAGGAUUCCAUUCAAUCAACACCCAGGCCAUCUGUGAUCAUGAAGGCCGUUUCACCAACAUAGUUGCCAAGUGGCCAGGGUCAAACCAUGAUUCUUUCAUUUUCCGAGGAUCCAAUGUUGGAACCGACCUUGAGGUUGAUGUUGAUGGUGUUUUACGGUUAUUUAGUGAACAAUAUCGUGGAGUGGAUUACAUUCAGGACCGCAAUAUGAAAUCAUUUCAAUGA